Messenger RNA from Aureococcus anophagefferens, 1473 nucleotides. RefSeq lists its product as hypothetical. NCBI's taxonomy places the organism in Eukaryota, Pelagophyceae, Pelagomonadales, Pelagomonadaceae. The annotation marks the transcript as partial. The record is from RefSeq and is a predicted model, not a curated record. The transcript is spliced from 2 exons.
GCAGAUCGGCGGCGACGGCGCGAAGCACCUGCUCGUCGGCCUCGUGGAGCGGUCCGUGACCAUCGACGUCGGCCUCGAGGGCAACGCGGACGUGUCGUCGGCCGUGCGCCACGAGAUCAACCUCCAGCACGCGCUCGUGAAAUAUUCGCGGAACCGCGCGAUGGGCCUGUCCAUCGAGACGCCGCAGCUCCAGAGCCGGGGCCUCGCGACCGGCGCGGCGCGCUUCUCGCCGAGGCACGCGGCGCGCUCGCUCUCCGGCGCGCCGACGCGCGCGAAGAGCCUCGCCUUCGUCGACGCCGCGCUCCGGCGCGCGCCCGCGCGCGGCUCCGAGUCCGCGCGCGGCUCCGAGUCCGACGGCGACCUGUCGCCGCGGUCCGCCGUCCAGGAGCGCGUCGCGGAGUACGGCGAGAAGCAGGUCGUGCGCCUCGCCAAGGAGGCCGCGAACGCCGCGGCCGAGGCCGAGGCCGAGAACGACGACGACGUCCCGGCCGCGGCCGCGGACGUGCCGGAGCACGACCUGCUCGCGGCGCCGUCGCCGCCGCGCGCCUCGUCGCCCCCGGCACCGCCGGCGGCGCCGUCGCCGUCGGCGCUCGCGGACGCGUCGUCGUCGCCGCCGCGCGAGGCGGCCGCCGCGCCGACGUCGCCCGAGGCCGCGGAGCCCCUCGAGGCCGCGCCGCCGGCGCCGGCGCCGCGCCGCCGCGCCGCCGCGUCCAAGAAGCGCGUCGUCGACGACGCCGACGCGGACGACGAGGACGAGGCCUGGGAGCCGGGCCGGCCGUCGAUGAUGGACCUCGACGACGACGAGCAGGAGCAGGCCGCGAAGGCCAAGCGCAAGCUCAAGCGGCGGUCCAAGAAGAAGUCGGCCAAGGCCAAGAACGCCGCCGGCGCCGCGCCCCACGCGCCGGUCUCCGCGCCGCCCGCGGCCGCGGCCGCCGCGCCGCCCGAGCCCUCGACGACGAUCGCGCCCGCGGCGACGCAGCCGGUCCCGGCCCCGGCCGCGGCGGCCGCGCCGCCCCCGCGCCCGCUGCCCAAGAUCCGCGUCUUCCCGCAGCUCUCCGAGGUCCAGAAGGCGCGCCUCCGCAUGAAGGACCAGGAGCACAUCCGGCGCGCGGCGCGGCUCCACGAGGCCGUCACGCAGGAGCAGGAGCGCAACGCGUUCCUGGAGCGCAUCCAGGCCGAGGAGGUCCGCCGCGAGCAGGCCCGCAUCGCGGCCGCGCGGCCCGUGCCGCCGCCGCCGAACCGCGCGACCGGCGCGGACGACGACAGCGACGGGGGCUUUGAGGAGAGCGACAACGACGAUCCCGUCGAGGACCUCAUCCACCGCGAGCGCAUCCGCGAGCGCGACCUGCUGCGGACGCCCGGCUGCCUCGCCCUCGGCCGCGAGGCCUUCCGCGUCGAGGACAUGCCGCGCGUCACGGAGCGCGACCGCGAGAUCCUGCGGCGCCUGCUCUACAUCCUCCGCGAGGCCGAGCG